Molecule: messenger RNA, 4494 nt
Organism: Symphalangus syndactylus (siamang)
Lineage: Eukaryota; Metazoa; Chordata; Mammalia; Primates; Hylobatidae
Gene: ARCN1
Product: archain 1 coat protein complex I subunit delta
Biological process (GO): retrograde vesicle-mediated transport, Golgi to endoplasmic reticulum; endoplasmic reticulum to Golgi vesicle-mediated transport; Golgi localization
Cellular component (GO): COPI vesicle coat
Source: RefSeq, a predicted model, not a curated record
UUGCUCGGCGCUCGGAGAGCAAUGUGGUCUCCUGUGCCCGGUCUCCUGGAGAUCCGAUGGAGCUGACUCCAGUCCAUCUGUCGUCGUGCCCGCUUCCGCACCACCCCCUAACCAGCUGGACUCCCUCGUCUGCUGGGACCUGCCCCUGAGACCGCCCGGCGUUUUUGCUCUGCGAGAACUUCGUGGUGGUGGUGCGGGUCCCAGGCUGCGGACCCCGGAACUGAUGCUGUCCAGCCGGUUCCCUGGCGCUUAGGCUCAGCAGGCUGGGCCUGUCUCCGGAGGUUCUGGUCCUUCUGUUAAUCAGAGCUUGUCUCCCACCCCCGGUGUUUGCUAGGCUGUUGAUAACUCGAAAUGCAAAUCCACUGGUGUCCAGAAAUUUUUCUUUUGUUUGUUCAGAAGGGGGAAAUGGAGACACAGAGCGGAAAGGAGUAACUUCUAACACUAAUUUAUAGGACCCAAGUGUUUCUGAAACCUUCCACUACUUCCGCAGAACUCACUUGUGUCCAUUUGUUAGUGUGACUCGGGGUACAUACACUGUGUAGACCGCUGGGAAAAUGUGAGCAAGUUCCAGAGAACGCAGGGUUUGCCUUCAAGGAACUUAUUGUCCAGAUAACUUGAUUUAAAACAUCGUCCAGUGUACCUGAGAGAUGACAGAAUGUAAUUUGGUGGCAAUCCUCAUAAGUUCUAUUGACAACCCCUUAGAUAAGAACUUGGAUAAUGGGGGGAAUUCAUGCUUGGACUUUAAGCCACUGAACAGCUUUUCUCAGCCUCAGGUGCUGUUGGCAGCAGCGGUCUGCACAAAAGCAGGAAAGGCUAUUGUUUCUCGACAGUUUGUGGAAAUGACCCGAACUCGGAUUGAGGGCUUAUUAGCAGCUUUUCCAAAGCUCAUGAACACUGGAAAACAACAUACGUUUGUUGAAACAGAGAGUGUAAGAUAUGUCUACCAGCCUAUGGAGAAACUGUAUAUGGUACUGAUCACUACCAAAAACAGCAACAUUUUAGAAGAUUUGGAGACCCUAAGGCUCUUCUCAAGAGUGAUCCCUGAAUAUUGCCGAGCCUUAGAAGAGAAUGAAAUAUCUGAGCACUGUUUUGAUUUGAUUUUUGCUUUUGAUGAAAUUGUCGCGCUGGGAUACCGGGAGAAUGUUAACUUGGCACAGAUCAGAACCUUCACAGAAAUGGAUUCUCAUGAGGAGAAGGUGUUCAGAGCCGUCAGAGAGACUCAAGAACGUGAAGCUAAGGCUGAGAUGCGUCGUAAAGCAAAGGAAUUACAACAGGCCCGAAGAGAUGCAGAGAGACAGGGCAAAAAAGCACCAGGAUUUGGCGGAUUUGGCAGCUCUGCAGUAUCUGGAGGCAGCACAGCUGCCAUGAUCACAGAGACCAUCAUUGAAACUGAUAAACCAAAAGUGGCACCUGCACCAGCCAGGCCUUCAGGCCCCAGCAAGGCUUUAAAACUUGGAGCCAAAGGAAAGGAAGUAGAUAACUUUGUGGACAAAUUGAAAUCUGAAGGUGAAACCAUCAUGUCCUCUAGUAUGGGGAAGCGUACUUCUGAAGCAACCAAAAUGCAUUCUCCUCCCAUUAAUAUGGAAAGUGUACAUAUGAAAAUUGAAGAAAAGAUCACAUUAACCUGUGGACGAGACGGAGGAUUACAGAAUAUGGAGUUGCAUGGCAUGAUCAUGCUUAGGAUCUCAGAUGACAAGUAUGGCCGAAUUCGUCUUCAUGUGGAAAAUGAAGAUAAGAAAGGGGUGCAGCUACAGACCCAUCCAAAUGUGGAUAAAAAACUUUUCACUGCAGAGUCUCUAAUUGGCCUGAAGAAUCCAGAGAAGUCAUUUCCAGUCAACAGUGACGUAGGGGUGCUAAAGUGGAGACUACAAACCACAGAGGAAUCUUUUAUUCCACUGACAAUUAAUUGCUGGCCCUCGGAAAGUGGAAAUGGCUGUGAUGUCAACAUAGAAUAUGAACUACAAGAAGAUAAUUUAGAACUGAAUGAUGUGGUUAUCACCAUCCCACUCCCGUCUGGUGUCGGCGCGCCUGUUAUCGGUGAGAUUGAUGGGGAGUAUCGACAUGACAGUCGACGAAAUACCCUGGAGUGGUGCCUGCCUGUGAUUGAUGCCAAAAAUAAGAGUGGCAGCCUGGAGUUUAGCAUUGCUGGGCAGCCAAAUGACUUCUUCCCUGUUCAAGUUUCCUUUGUCUCCAAGAAAAAUUACUGUAACAUACAGGUUACCAAAGUGACCCAGGUAGAUGGAAACAGCCCUGUCAGGUUUUCCACAGAGACCACUUUCCUAGUGGAUAAGUAUGAAAUCCUGUAAUACCAAGAAGAGGGAGCUGAAAAGGAAAAUUUUCAGAUUAAUAAAGAAGAUGCCAACGAUGGCUGAAGAGUUUUUCCCAAAUUUACAAGCCAUUGGAGACCCCUUUUUUCUGAUACAAUGCACGAUUCUCUGCGCGCAAGGAACCUCGACUCAACCCCAUGUUUCAGUGUCACAGAGACAUUCUUUGAUAAAGAAAUGGCACAAACAUAAAGGGAAAGGCUGCUAAUUUUCUUUGGCAGAUUUUAUUGGCUAGCAGGAAAGCAAGCUCUCCAGAGAAUGCCCCCAGUUAAAUACCUCCUCUGCCUUUACCUAAGUUGCUCCUUUAUUUUUAUUUUAUUGAGAUGGAAUCUCGCCUUGUCACCCAGGCUGGAAUGCAGUGGCGUGAUCUCAGCUCACUGCAACCUCCGCCUCCUGGGUUCAAGCAAGUCUCCUGCCUCAGCCUCCAAGUAGCUGAGACUACAGGUGCAUGCCACCACGCCUGGCUAAUUUUUUGUAUUUUAGCAGAGACGGGGUUUCACCGUGUUGCCCAGGCUGGUCAAGAACUCCUGAGCUCAGGCAAUCCGCCCACCUUGGCCUCCCAAAGUGCUGGGAUUACAGGCAUGAGCCACCGUGCCCAGCUGCUCGUUUAUUUUAAUACCUAAAUAUAAUCCCUAAAUAUAGUUAUAUUUCAUACUUAGUUUGUUUUUAAAAAGUUUUCUCUGUAAAAGAUUUUAAUCUUUCAUACCCUUUACCUUUAGGUUUUUCUUUCUAUACAUUCAGUCAGGCACUGGGAUCAUCUGUUUACAGGCAUUAUAUUUAUUUGGCACUCCUGGAACAAGUAUAUCUAACCCAUUCUUGAUUUUUGGACUAUUCAGGUGAACUGUUCGAGGGGUAUGGGGUCUAGAAGUUAAAAGAUAAGCAUGUCUUCUGCCCUUUUCCCAUAUCCAUUCAUUCCUUCAUCUCUUUGCCAAGUUGUUUUCCUUUCAGGGCCUGUCCUUCCAGUUUAGAACAGUACCAUGAAUCCCACUUGUGUCAAUAUUAAAGAUAGCUGAGAAGCACCUUUCAAAUGGCACAGUCCCUCUUCAGGAUGUCUAAAAGAAUGGUUAUGUCUGUCCAGUUAGGGAUUUCACAUCCACAUGUAAUCAUGUCUGCUGCUGUUGCUACCCAAAUUUUCAGUUCUCCACAUUUUGGGUACUUAAGCUAAAACGUAAUGGCCACAGUCUUUGUAAUCCAUUCACAUUCCUCAGUCUCACCACCUCCCUCUUCCAGACCGUACUCUCUGUCAUCAGUCCCCUCCUUUCUAACAGAAAUGGGGUUAUGAUUUUGAAUGCUGUGGCUUCAGGGAGUCUUUGUGCCAAUCCUGCUGGCCCUAAACUAUCAAGGAGGCUCCAUUUCACCAUUUGAUUUUUUGCAUUUCAGAAGGCAACUGAUUAUUUUGGUAUGUACAGAUUACUCACAUAUACCCCGUUUCCUUCCAGUCAGCCCAACAUUUUCCACCAGUCUGUCUGUCCCCAUCUCUGAAAUCCUUCUCUUCCCCCUAAGUCUUUUGAGUGUCAUCAUGUACUGGUGGUUUCUCGGUUCCAUCUCAUCCAUUUCCUUUUCAAUGGAGACUACAGCAUCAGCCAGCUCAGCCUUGGCUUUUAACUCAGUAUUCCAGUCCAUAGGGGUGGUGAAAAGUUGCUGCAAGGCUGCAGGCACUGGCAGUGGGAAGAGGCAGACGACUAGAUGAUUUCUGCACUUUUAGCUGGUUGAAAAGUACCACUCCCACUCUGAACAUCUGGCCGUCCCUGCAAAGAGUGUACUGUGCUUCAAGCAGAGCACUCAAACAUAAAUGGCAGUGUGUGGAAUUGCUUGCCAAAGAAGUUUCUAGCCUUUCCCUUUCCCCUAACUGCAUCAGGGAAGAAUUCUUAUCUCUAGCUUGGUUUCCACGUGAGGUUUUUCUGAGAAGGGCCUGGGACAAGAAGUCUGUCAUGUAGUUAAGCAGGCAAGAAAUCCUACUAAUCCAGUUUUGUUUGAAAGUUGUUUGUCCAUAUGAUUUUUUAAAAGUCAAGUUUAAUUUCAAAAAACCCUUUUUUUCUGAGAUUACUUUUGGGGUAAUAUUUAAAAUGAGAGACAUUUUGUAACCCUGUAAAAUACAUAGGGAAUAUAACAUUCCAGUGUAUACAAACAAGGCAAAUUCUUUAAUCAAAUAAAGAGCAUUAUAAAAUGA